Molecule: messenger RNA, 3019 nt
Organism: Choloepus didactylus (southern two-toed sloth)
Lineage: Eukaryota; Metazoa; Chordata; Mammalia; Pilosa; Megalonychidae
Gene: LRTM2
Product: leucine rich repeats and transmembrane domains 2
Exons: 7
Coding region: 727-1839 (370 amino acids)
Cellular component (GO): plasma membrane
Molecular function (GO): protein binding
Source: RefSeq, a predicted model, not a curated record
CCUGUGUGCGUGCAUCUUGCCUGUGUGUGCUACUGUCGCUGUCAUCACAGAUGUACCCCCAGCUGUCACUCCAUUGCUCCGUCUCUUUGCUCGCGCGCGCACACGCGCUCUCUCCCCCCUCUCCGUUUCUCCCCGCUCUUCUAUUUCUCUCCCUGCGUCCCUCCCUCUUUCUUUCUCAGUGUGUUGUUGACCCGCAGCCCUGUCCCCUGGCAGCUGGCGGCUGGUGCUGCAUCUCUGCCGGGUGCUGCGUGCCACUCCCGGGGACUGGGGGACUCUGGCGCUGGUGCCACCGUGCUCGGCUCCGUGGCCGUGUCUGGAUUUCUCUGGGAAUCCCAGGAGGGUCUUGCUGGAAGGUUUCAAGCUCUCUGAUUUAAGGAGCUCACAGCCAGGGUGAAGAAAGGGAGCUGCCGGGUAGCUGCUGUCGCCUCCCGCCUGGGGCCACUGCUGGGGCUGGGGAAGCUGCUGGGGACCAGAUCCCAAAGCUCCCCUCUCAGUGUGAGCAGCUGCUGCAGCAUGAGCCCCUGAGCCGAUGACUCUUCCUCCCGACCCGCUGGGAAGACGGAACAUUGCGGUUCACCUCUGCGGCGGCAGCGGACGGGGAGGCAGGGGCCGACUGGCGCCCCCCUGACCAACAGCCCGGGGCCCAUGGACUGACAGGCAGUGCACGCCAAGGGGCUCCUCUCUCCCCGGAGGUGCAAGGCUGGGAGAGCCGUGGGAUUCGGCACCAUGCUGGCGCCAGGCCGUGGCCCCGAACCCAGGCCCAGGCUGGUCUUGCAGUGGAGGCAGGUCUCCUGGAUCACCUGCUGGAUUGCCCUGUGUGCUGUGGAAGCCCUCCCUGCCUGUCCUUUCUCCUGUAAGUGUGACAGCCGCAGACUGGAGGUGGACUGCAGUGGCCUGGGCUUCACCACGGUGCCCCCAGACCUGCCCGCUGCCACCCGGACCCUCUUGCUCUUGAACAAUAAACUCAGUGCCCUGCCAAGCUGGGCUUUUGCCAACCUGUCCAGCCUGCAGCGCUUGGACCUGUCCAACAACUUUCUGGACCAGCUGCCUGGCUCCAUUUUCGGGGACCUGACGAAUCUGACGGAGCUGCAGCUGCGCAAUAACAGCAUCAGGACCCUGGACAGAGUCCUGUUGCAGCACACGCCCCAGCUCCGCCACCUGGACCUGUCCAUCAACGGCCUGGCCCAGCUGCCCCCCGGCCUUUUCGACGGCCUCCCAGCCCUGCGCUCCCUCUCACUUCGCUCCAACCGCCUGCACAACCUCGACCGGCUGACGUUCGAACCCUUGAUGAGCCUGCAGCUGCUGCAGGUCGGCGACAACCCCUGGGAGUGUGACUGCAGCCUGCGCGAGUUCAAGCACUGGAUGGAGUGGUUCUCUUACCGAGGCGGGCGCCUGGACCAGCUCGCCUGCACCCUCCCCAAGGAGCUGAAGGGGAAGGACAUGCGCAUGGUCCCCAUGGAGAUGUUCAACUACUGCUCCCAGCUGGGGGACGAGAAUAGCUCCGCGGGCAUGGAUGUCCCUGGGCCACCCUGCACCAAGGCCAGCCUCGAACCUGCUAAGCCCAAGCCCGGGGCCGAGCCCGAGCCUGAGCCAAGCACUGCCUGCCCCCAGAAGCAGAGGUACCGGCCGGCCAGCGUGCGCCGGGCCAUCGGCACGGUGAUCAUCGCGGGCGUGGUGUGCGGCAUCGUCUGCAUCAUGAUGGUGGUGGCCGCUGCCUACGGCUGCAUCUACGCCUCCCUCAUGGCCAAGUACCACCGGGAGCUCAAGAAGCGCCAGCCCCUGAUGGGCGACCCGGAGGGCGAGCACGAAGACCAGAAGCAGAUCUCCUCCGUGGCAUGAGAGCCCCUUCCCCGCUCCUGGCACCUGGCCCAGGGACACCCGGCCCAGAGGCUUUGGAGCUGCAGCCUGUGUAGAUGGUGGCUUCCCCAGCAGCCAGCCCCACCGCCCUGGGGGUUCCUUCCAUGCUGCCCAAGUGUGUCCUCACUGCCAGGCCCUGGGGUCACCCAUCGACUCCACUCCCGUAGCCUGCAGCCUGAGAACCGUCACUCUGGACUUCUCACCCUCCAUCUCCAGCAUCUUCAGGCCGGGGGCUUCAGGGCAGAAGGGGAGCACCAGGGACUGGGUCAUCUCUGUGACGGGUGACACACCUUUGGGAAAGCAGGGGGCAGGCAGUGGGCACAGUGGUCCUCGCUGGAGCUUGCUGCCAGCCCAACGUGACAGCCUCCAGCAGCAGGGGGAGGACGGCCACAUUCUGUUCAGAGGCUUCAAUAAUGGGGUUUCCUUUCUCAGGCACAGAAAACAUGGAUGAGGGUCUUAGGGGUAGGGGUUGUGUCUGCUUAGCCUGGCUGCCCCCAGAGCUUUUAAUUGUACCCGGACCAAACCAGAGAGUGGGCCAGGGGUCCUAUCUGUACUUUACCUGUGACCCAUCCCAAAAGGGACAGGGGUGCAGGCUCCCAAGGCUGGGGUCACUGAAGGGUGAGGAGGGGGCCAUGGGGAGGGCUUUCAGGGUCUGAGGCUCCUCUCCAGGUCUGCCCCUCCUCCUGGUGAGCCCAACUAGGUGAGUGCCAGGUCCAUCCUCUGUUGACUUCCCAGGGCUCAGGCUGGUCUGUGGCUCUAAGUCAGGGCUGGGUUGGUGGCACAAGGAAGAGGCCAGGCAGACACUGAAGCGAAGUCUCUGAGGCACCCCCCACUCAGGAGCAGGGUGGGUGAGGUGGGUGGGUAGCAGGGGCGAGGGACGCCCUUCUGAAGGCCUUUCUCCAACAAGGGCAGCCAGGAUGAGCCUCGGCAUGAGCUCUAGGCGGGAUAACAGCCUCCCGUAGCUGGGGGCACCGUUUUCCUUCUGCUCUUGGCUUGGGGGGCUGAUAGGAGAUCCGGGAAUUUUCUACAGGGACUGAGAGUAGGGGGAGCAUUCAUUGUCGACAGUGGUAUCUUCAGCCUGAGACAGGAGAUUUUUAAAGGCAAAAUUAUAUUUCUGGUUUGUUGUUACAGAAGACCAAUAAAGACUGUAUUUUCCUAUGAA